Myxocyprinus asiaticus (Chinese sucker) is the source of this 2312-nucleotide messenger RNA. RefSeq names its product biglycan-like. The record is from RefSeq and is a predicted model, not a curated record. The transcript is spliced from 8 exons. Gene Ontology annotation, molecular function: protein binding. NCBI's taxonomy places the organism in Eukaryota, Metazoa, Chordata, Actinopteri, Cypriniformes, Catostomidae. The coding region runs from base 238 to 1356 and encodes 372 amino acids.
CUCAGUGAGUAAAGCCAGUCCCACUCUUCUCUCCACUGACAGAUACAGGCUUCAUGACCCGAGGGAGUAUGUAAAGAUACACUCGAAAACAAAGGCUCACCAACGAGAAUAUUUUUUAGAGCGCGAAAUUCAGAGUCCAAAUAUCAGUCACUAAAGAAGAAUCGAUUACUAUCGGACGCAAGAGCGAACAGUCUGGAAAAACUGCAACCCAAUUACAAGUCUGUGUUUAUCUCAGUAAUGUUUUCCUACCACUCUUUCCUGCUGCUGCUGCUGCUCAGUAUCUGCAGCCUGACUGCUCCUUCAUUGGCUCUGCCCUUCGAGCAGAGAGGAUUCUGGGACUUUGGCAUGGACAGUGAUGGGGGAGAUCUGACAACGGUAAUAAUGAGAGAUGAAGAGGGUUCAGCUAUGGAGGAGCUGCCACCAGAUGUGCCCUUAUGCCCCUUUGGUUGCCAGUGUCAGCUCAAAGUGGUGCAAUGCUCAGACCUAGGUUUGACUGCAGUCCCCAAGCAGAUUCCCAUAGAUACCAAACUCCUGGACCUACAGAACAACCGCAUCACAGAACUGAAGGAGAAUGACUUCAAAGGACUUGCAAACCUCUAUGCCCUGUCACUGGUCAACAACAAGAUCUCCAAAGUCCACCCACGAGUCUUCAUGCCACUCAGACACUUAAAAAAGCUCUAUUUCUCCCGGAACCUCCUGACAGUGGUACCCAAAAACCUGCCCCCGUCCCUGGUGGAGCUGCGUAUUCAUGAGAAUCGUAUUAAUAAGGUUGCAGAGGGAACGUUCUCUGAUCUGGGCAGCAUGAACUGCAUUGAGAUGGGCGGUAACCCCAUUCAGAACAGCGGCUUUGAGCCUGGUGCUUUUAAAGGCCUGAAACUCAACUAUCUGCGCAUCUCUGAGGCCCAACUCACUGGAAUACCUAAAGACCUCCCUGCCAGUCUUCAUGAGCUCCACUUGGACAAUAACCAGAUCCAAGCCAUUGAACUGGAGGACCUGAGACACUAUAAACUCCUGUACAGAUUGGGUUUGGGUUACAACCAUAUCCGGAUGAUUGAGAAUGGCAGUCUAUCAUAUGUCCCAAAUCUGAGGGAGUUGCAUUUGGAAAACAACCGCCUGACCCGCAUCCCAAGAGGCCUGCCAGACAUGAAGUACCUGCAGGUGGUCUACCUUCAUUCUAACAACAUAAGCCAGGUGGACACAAAUGACUUCUGCCCUCGAGGCUUUGGCAUGAAAAGGACCUUCUACAAUGGCAUCAGUCUAUAUGGCAACCCAGUUAACUACUGGGAGGUGCAGCCUGCCACCUUCCGUUGUGUUAGUGACCGUUUGGCCAUUCAGUUUGGAAACUAUAAAAAAUAGAGAAAGGAUUAUGGAAUGAAUAUGGGAACAAGUAAUGCUGGAAUUGAAGCAAAACAUGGAAAAAAAAUUGAUAAAAUACAUUUGGGGUGGGGGGGUGGGGGGGGUAAAGUGUGCCGAAGAAGUUUACCAUGUACCCUUGGAUGUGAGAUCUACAGGGAAAAAUAGAAGGUGCAAGAAAAAUAAGUAUUGGAAAUUUCAAAAACAAACCUAAACUUUAUAAAAGAAUUGCAUCUAUUUUAAAUAUGUGGAGAAUGCAGGGAAAUGACGAUAUGUGAGGUCUAUUUGCAAAAACAAAUAUUGGCCAUUGUUUUGUAAGUGUUUCACAGAAAGUCUUACCAAUAUAUUAUGUUUUCUUUUUAAGGGCUCUUUGUUUGCUCGACAUUUCCAUAAGUAAAAUUAUUGUUAUGUGCUGUUAUGUUGUUAUUAUUUUAUAUCAGUUUAUUUUUUAUUAUCAGUGGUAAAGUUUAAUUGGGAUGUUGGAAUAAAAAAGGUUGAAUAUAGAUUUUAAAUUCAUGGUGCUUAAUAAGUGUACCUUUGUGUUGUUUGUCAAGUUAUGCCUUAUUUUUGUGUCUUUGCAUUGCUUCCUUGCUUCAGGUGUCUUUUUUCUUGUGGGAGUGCUUUAGGGCAAUUGAGGAACUGAGUGCUGUAUGGUGUUAUAUGGUAGAUACACAAUACAGUUUUCUCUCCAAGAAUAAGUCAACCAAAUGCCUCACAUCCUUAUACCCACCCACAUUACUUAGCUUGUGCCAACUUGAGUUUGAGGCUGAUUCAUAAAAGGAUUGUAAUGUUGUAUUGUUUUGCACAGUUUCUCUACAAAUUCCAAAUCUUUUCUUUGUAGGGUUUUGUUUUUCUAAUUUUGUCUUUUUUCGUUUUUCGGCUGAAUUUGGCAGUGAAACUGCAUGCAUAUACUGUUCCCUUCACUGUCACAUGUUCCAAUAAAUCAUUUUUCAACUUGA